AUGGAGCUGUAUGAGUGCGAGGACGCCGUGCAGGUGGCGCUGCAGCAGCGACGGCCACAGCACAUUUUCCUGGCCCAACAACAUCGUGAAGGCAAGAGCGCCGUGCCCGCCAUUGACUUUGUGUGUCUCGAUUGCCGUGAUGACGGCCCCGAGGGCAACGCCCGCGCCUUCUUCUCGGCGCCACCACCCACCGUCGUCUUCUGUGCCAACCGCCUGCACUCCGUGCGGGAGGUGGAGGAGACCAUGGUACAUGAGCUUAUCCACGCCUACGAUUUUACUGUGCGCAAGAUGGACAUCACCAAGUCGGACAUCUUGGCCUGCAGUGAGAUCCGAUCGGCGCGUGAGUCCGAGUGUUAUCAGAAAGCCAAGUUACUGGAGACUGUGCUGCCGGACGUCGAGUUCUUCAAGAAGAGUGCUCGCUGGCUCAACUCGCGAUGUGUUCGUGAACACGCUGUUCGAUCUACGAGUUCCAUGUUCCCUGCGGAGGCGCAUGAUGAGGUUGACAAGAUGUUCGAGCAAUGCUAUGCUGACCUCAGUCCUUUUAAAAAGGAGUAA
Messenger RNA from Phytophthora infestans T30-4, 555 nucleotides. RefSeq names its product metalloprotease family M76, putative. Bases 1 to 555 code for a protein of 184 amino acids. The transcript has 6 exons. The record is from RefSeq and is a predicted model, not a curated record. Gene Ontology annotation, biological process: mitochondrial protein processing; mitochondrial proton-transporting ATP synthase complex assembly. Gene Ontology annotation, molecular function: metalloendopeptidase activity. Gene Ontology annotation, cellular component: extrinsic component of mitochondrial inner membrane. NCBI's taxonomy places the organism in Eukaryota, Oomycota, Peronosporomycetes, Peronosporales, Peronosporaceae.